AAUCACACGGGUUUUAUUUAUCAGUGGCGACGAGGAUUAAAAUAGCAAAAAAAAAAAACAAUGUCAGUGGGAAAACUAAGUGAGUUUGACGUGCAAGAGGGCAAUUGGAAGUUAUAUAUAGAUCGGAUGGACAUGUAUUUCAAGGCAAAUACGGUUAAAGAUGAACUGAAAGUACCGACACUUAUAUCGGUGGUUGGUGACGCGGCCUAUGAACUUAUGGUGAAUUUGUGCAGUCCGAGUAAACCGUGUGAGAAAACAUACAGUGAACUAGUCUACACAGUGCAAAAGUUUUUACAACCGAAACCGUCGGUGUUGGCGGAGCGAUAUAGGUUUAGACAGUGUAGGCAAAGUAACGGUCAGUCAGUUGCACAAUAUUUGGCGCAGUUAAAGAAAAUGGCGGCCAAUUGUGAAUUUAAUUUAAAUUUUAAUGAAAAUAUGAGAGAUCAAUUUAUUUGUGGAAUAUUAAGCGACGGAAUCCGACAAAGGCUGUUUGCAGAGGAGAAGAUAGAUUUUGAAAGAGCACUUUCAUUGUCGUUGUCUUUGGAGGCGGCGGAGCGGGACGCUCAGGUUGUCGAGAAUAAGGAAGAAGGAGUUUCAUACUCGUAUGUUGCAAGGCAGGGCAAUAUCACAACGCGAAAUAAACUUCACGAGUCCAGUUGUUGGGGGUGUGGUGACAUCCAUCACACGUAUAAACAGUGCAAGUUCAGAGACUAUGUCUGUAGCCGUUGUAACCAAAAGGGACAUCUACGGAGAGUAUGUCCAGUAAAAGAACAAGGGUUAUAUGGAGAUGAUGCGGCGUGGACGGCUGGGCCCCGAUAUCGCGUUCAGCGGGGAGCUAAUAUCCAGCGCGGAAGGGGCGUCCAACGUAAUCAGGAGAUACGGAGCCGGGGGCGCGGUUAUGGCACCGGAAACAAUGCGAAGCGACUCGAUAGCAAGGAAACUAGCCAGGCCCGGGCGUAUUGGGUGCGUGAGGGUUUCGAUGCGGGUCAUCAGAUGGAACAUCUGGAGGAAGCUGACGGUAACGCGUCUGACAGUGAUGAAGCAGUAUAUCAGAUGUCUUUAGGACAAUAUAAACCGAUAUUCUGAAGUGUUCGAGAAUGGGUUGGGGUGUUAUACGGGCGAAUGCGCCGUUUUGCGCCUGCGGCCGCAUGCGCAGCCCGUAUUCUGCCGGGCGCGACCGCUGCCGUAUGCGUUACGAGAGCGGGUCGACGCCGAGCUAGAUGCUAUGCUGAGCGCCGGCGUCAUCGAGCCCGUCGACCACUCUGAUUGGGCUACACCGUUAGUAAUUGUUCAUAAAGCUGAUGGAUCUUUACGUUUAUGUGUCGAUUAUAAGGUUACACUAAAUCGUGUCUUAUUAGUUGAUAAGUACCCUGUGCCAAAAAUCGAGGACUUAUUUGCGAGAUUAAGUGGAAGUACUAUAUUUAGUAAAUUAGAUUUGUCACAGGCAUAUGCACAAAUACGGUUAUCUGAGGACUCCACCGACCUCACUGUUAUCAAUACACAUCGCGGUUUGUUCAAAUACAAACGACUUGUCUAUGGUUUGGCUUCAAGUCCGGGAAUUUUCCAACGAAUCAUAUAUAAUUUGUUAAAAGACAUACCACAUGUUACGAUAUUCUUUGAUGACAUCUGUAUAGGAGGGCGAACAGAAGAAGAGCAUAUUAAAAGUUUGAUAGCUGUGUUAGAAAAAUUGAAGAGUCAUGGACUUAAAAUAAAGAAACAAAAAUGUAAUUUUUUUUCGAAGGAAAUAAAAUAUUUGGGCUACAUUAUAAAUAAAGAAGGAGUUAGGGCAGACCCGGAAAAAAUUAAUCCAAUAUUAAAAAUGAGGGCUCCUGCCAAUGUCUCAGAAUUAAAAUCAUUCUUAGGAAUGAUAAACUUUUAUGGAAAGUUUAUUAAAAAUUUAAGCAGUUAUUUGAGUUCAAUGUAUGAGUUGUUAAAAAAAAAAUAAAAAAAGUGGGUUUGGUUAAAAUGUCAUCAAUCAGCAUUUGAAAGAGUUAAAUGUUUAUUAAGUAGCAGUGAGGUGCUCGCUCACUAUGACGCAUCUCUGCCGGUGAUGGUCACGUGCGAUGCGAGUGCACACGGUAUCGGGGCAGUGCUGUCGCAGAGCGUGCCCGGCGGCGGAGGCAGUGGCGCGGAACGAGUCGUAGCGUAUGCUUCGCGCGCUCUCACGCCUGCAGAACGCAACUAUAGCCAAAUACAUAAGGAGGCUUUAGCUAUAGUUUUUGCUGUAAAGAAAUACCACCAGUAUUUGUAUGGUAGGCAGUUUGUGUUGCGGACCGAUCACAAACCAUUAGUUAGUAUAUUUGGCCCACGUUCGGGUAUUCCCAAUAUGACAGCCAGUCGAUUACAACGUUGGGCCCUCAUAUUAUCAGCAUACGAUUUUAAAAUAGAAUAUGUUUCGUCUGAAAAUAAUACAGCCGACGCGCUUUCGAGGCUAAUAGCUGCUUAUAAGGCGGAGGGGGAGAGGGAGGAAGACAGUCCCGAGCAGACUUAUUUACACUUCGCAGCAGAUGCUUUCCUGUUAGAUUAUAAUGAUGUAAGGAAAGAAACAAAAAGAGAUCCCCUACUAAGCAGAGUGCUUAGACAUAUUCGGGAAGGCUGGCCUACUAAUAAUGAAAUAAAAGAAUUACAACCUUUUUUCAAUCGUAGAAAUGAAUUAUAUACCGAGUUAGAUUGCAUCAUGUGGGGACAUAGGGUAGUGGUGCCGUACAAACUUCAGACGAGCGUUUUGCAGGAGCUACACGAGACACAUAUGGGAAUAGUAAAAACGAAGAGUGUCGCGCGCAGCUACGUGUGGUGGCCGGGGGUGGACGAGGCAGUGGAGCGGCAGUGCGCCGCGUGCGCCACUUGCGCCCAAGUAGCGGACGCUCCGCGUGCACACCAAACGCGCUCGUGGCCCUGGCCGAAUAAGCCAUGGUCUAGAAUACAUCUCGAUUUUUUAGGGCCAAUGGGAGGUGUUAAGUAUUUAGUGAUAGUAGAUGCUUGUUCAAAGUGGGUAGAAGCGAUCAAAAUGAAGUCUACUACAGCUUCACAAGUUAUAUAUAAAUUAAGAGAUUUAUUUUCUAGAUACGGAAUUCCUAAGCAGAUAGUGAGCGAUAACGGACCGCCUUUUUCGAGCGAGGAACUUAUGCAUUUCUGUAAAUUUAACGGUAUAGAACAUCUAUUUUCAGCUGCAUAUCAUCCUGCGUCUAAUGGGGCGGCUGAAAAUGCGGUUAAAUUGUGCAAAAAGGUGAUUAAAAAAGCGAUAUUACAAAAGGUAGAACCGGAAACUGCAUUGAAUCGAUUUCUUUUGAUGUAUAGAAAUACAAUACAUAAUACUACGGGUGACAGUCCGGCUCAAUUAUUUUUAGGUAGAUCCAUUAGAACGCGUUUGGAUUGUUUAAGACCUGAUAGGGAGAAACACGUGUCAACAGCACAACGCAAACAGGAACUGGCGGCUAGGGGGACACAGAGGUAUUUCGAAGUGGGUGAUAGGGUAUGGUAUAGACAGUUCGGCACAAAAACCAAAUGGGGAGAAGGUAUAAUAUUAGAAAAAUUAGGCAGCACUGAUUAUAAUAUUCAAACUAAGGACAAGUCCAUUAAACACAGGCACAUAGAUCAAUUGAAAAGGCACGAUAUAGACACACAAACUAACGGUAACACGGAACGUAAGGAUUCAUGGCUGUGUCCAGAAUUGCUAUCUUUGCCUAUCCCGGGUGAAAGUGAGGGGUCGGAGGGCUCGAGGGUGCCGCUAGCGGGGCGGGCGGCCAGUCCGGCAGAAUGGGGGAGUGCCAGGGAGCGUAGGCUACCAGUCCGUUAUGGAUUGGAUGAAUAUGUAACGAUCUGGAAUCAAACAUAAUUAUGUAAUAUAGAUUUUAAUCAUAGUAUAUUUUAUUCAUAGUAUAUAAACGGAAGGGUGAAUAUGUCAUUGCAUAAAUAUUGUGUUUAAAAGUUAAUUAAAUGAUUAUUAGGAAUUAAGGGUGGAGGUGUUGGGUAUUUAAGUAUAAAAAUAGUUAUAAUUGAUGUAGGUACUUUGAUAUAUUGUAUGAGUCAGUCGCGCAAUAAACGGAGUAAUAAUCACACGGGUUUUAUUUAUCAGCAUUGAGGUCACCGAGUACCAUCACAGGACGUGUUGAAAAUUGUCCUAUAAGGGCUCCCAACCCAUCUAUGUACUGCCCGAACUCAGCAAAACUCCUGUUGGGAGAGAAGUACACCCCGACGACAAGGAUUUCCCCCCAGCUCACGCCAACGAUGCCGGACGAACUGAAGAGACCCGCGGCCUGCGGGGAGGUAGGUUUCCUACCAACACUUCCUACCGCAACCAGCGCAUCAGUGUCGCCAAACCAGUUAUCCCCUAGAGGGAUAAACAGAGGCUCGGCGGCCACAACCAAAUCCACUCCCAUUUCUGCGACGCUCUGAAAAAGAAGAUUUUGAGCGUCGCGGCAGUGGUUCAGAUUUGCUUGUAGGAUGCGAUGGUGCAUUUAUCGAAGUUCCAUCGCCUCCUGCACACCCCUCUGGGAAGGUCCAGCGGUAGGGGUCAUAGUUGGCCCUCUUUUCCACCCCUGAGGGGGAGUACAGGUUUUUGCCCCCACUCGGUGAUGUAGUCCCCCCUGGAAACCAUCAUGUUCAAUUCCAAAUGUAUUCAUCACGAUGGGCUAACUGA
Molecule: messenger RNA, 4639 nt
Organism: Galleria mellonella (greater wax moth)
Lineage: Eukaryota; Metazoa; Arthropoda; Insecta; Lepidoptera; Pyralidae
Exons: 2
Coding region: 61-1086 (341 amino acids)
Biological process (GO): DNA integration
Molecular function (GO): nucleic acid binding; zinc ion binding
Source: RefSeq, a predicted model, not a curated record